Messenger RNA from Scomber scombrus (Atlantic mackerel), 2979 nucleotides. It is a transcript of the gene cacna2d4a, whose product is annotated as calcium channel, voltage-dependent, alpha 2/delta subunit 4a. Lineage: Eukaryota; Metazoa; Chordata; Actinopteri; Scombriformes; Scombridae. Gene Ontology annotation, molecular function: voltage-gated calcium channel activity. The coding region runs from base 1 to 2979 and encodes 992 amino acids. The record is from RefSeq and is a predicted model, not a curated record. The transcript is spliced from 37 exons. Gene Ontology annotation, cellular component: voltage-gated calcium channel complex.
AUGCAGAUUGCAGCAGCUGCAGGGAUGAACCGCUGGAGCCGGGGAAACACUGGGAAUGUCAGAAAGCCGGAAAGAAGUGGGCCGCACCACCGAGGCAGGCUGAUGAUGAUGCUGCUGUGGAUUAUCCUCUUCAGCUCGCCGUGCCUGAUGGUUGAAGGCCAGAUGAAGAUCCCACCAGAAACUGUGCAGCAGUGGGCUAUAUCCUUUAGCAAAGACAUAGCUGCCCUGUCCGCCAGAUACUCGGGAGCUAAACUGCUACAGAAGAAAUACAAGGAUGUUGAGAGUGUGGUGAAGAUGGAGGAGGUGGAUGGAGAGGAGCUGGUGAAAACCUUUGCUGAGGAGAUGGAGGAGAUGCUCGGGAGGAAGAUGAAAUCCGUCAAGAGGUUAGCAGAAGCAGCAGAGGACGCUGAUCUUUACCACGAAUACAAUGCAACACUGGAGUUUGACUACUAUAACUCCCUGCUGAUCAACAUGGUGGAUGAGGAUGGGAAUUCAUUGCCGCUGGGAGGAGAUUUCGCUCUGGAGAAAAACGAACACUUCAAUAAACUGCCAGUCAACACACAACUGAGUAACAUACAAGUCCCGACUAAUGUCUACAACAAAGAUACAGAUAUUCUGAAUGGAGCUUAUAUGUCUGAAGCUCUGAAUGACGUGUUCAUCGAUAACUUCAAGAAAGAUCCGACUCUCACCUGGCAGUACUUUGGCAGCUCUACAGGCUUCUUCAGGCUGUACCCAGACAACGUGGACUGGACUGUUCGAGUAUUCACUUAUCUGAUUGGACGAGAGAUGACAUUUGCUGAUAAUACCAAAUGGAUUGCCUGCAACAACAAAGGUUACUACACACACAUCUCCACACUGGCGGAUGUCCAGGAAAACGUCAUGGAGUACCUUCAUGUUCUCAGCCGGCCAAUGGUCAUCAACCAUGAUCAUGACAUCAUCUGGACUGAGGCCUACAUGGACAGUGUGCUGUUCAACACUCAGGCCCAGAGUUUGCUCCUGAUGACCUCAGUUGCAAUGCCUGUGUUUAGCAAGAAGGAAGAGACUUUGUCUCAUGGGAUAUUGCUGGGAGUGGUAGGAACUGAUGUGGCCCUAAGAGAACUGAUGAAAAUGGCUCCAAGAUACAAGCUGGGUGUCCAUGGUUACGCUUACCUCAUCACCAACAAUGGCUACAUCCUGUCUCAUCCUGACCUACGACCUCUGUAUAAAGAGGGCAAGAAGCUGAAGCCGAAACCCAACUAUAAUAGUGUGGAUCUGUCUGAGGUGGAGUGGGAAGACACUGAAGAGAAGCUGAGGACGGCCAUGGUUAAAGGAGAAAAUGGAGCCAUGUCCUUAGACGUGAGAACUUCGGUGGAUAAAGGAACGAGAGUUAUGUUCCUAAAGAAUGAUUACUUCUACACCGUCAUCAACGAGACGCCAUUCAGUCUGGGUAUAGUGUUGACUAGAGGACAUGGAGAGUUUAUCUUCUUUGGAAACGUCUCUGUUGAGGAGGGACUUCAUGACCUACAGGCUCCAGAUUUGACCAUACCCGAUGAAUGGACCUACUGUGAGUUGGACAUUGACCCAGGGCACCGUAAGCUGGACCAGCUGCAGGCUGUGGUGCGAUUCCUCAUGGGAAAAGAACCAGAACUUGAGUGUGAUAUGCAGCUGAUACAACAAACUCUAUUUGAUGCUGUGGUCACGGCUCCUAUGGAAGCUUAUUGGACCGCUCUCAUGCUCAACACAUCUGGUAUGGAUGAGGGCGUUGAAACAGCUUUCCUGGGGACCCGUUCAGGCCUGAUGAGAUUCCAGAGGUACACUGGCAUUGAGAAAAGACUUGCCAAGUCCUUCCUGACCGCCUCAGACAAGGAGAAUAUGUUCACCCUGGACCAUUUCCCAGUGUGGUACCGCAGAGCUGCUGAGAACCCAGCUGGACAGUUUCUAUACUACAUGCCCAGAAAAGAGACAAGAGACGUAUUCAGGGACUAUGAGGCUGACUAUAGCGCCACCUUGAGUGCAGAAGAGGUGGAGCGUGAAGCGGAGGAGGGAGGGAGAAAACAGACUGGGAGAAUAGUGAUCGCCACCACUGCUAUCACUGUGACGGUGGGGAAAAGAACUGCCAUCGCUGGAGCCAUCGGUGUUCAGAUGACUCUGGAGUUGAUGGAGUCCAGAUUUUGGGCCAUUGCAGCUCAGCCAAACGACACAGAUUGCUCCAAUGUGGAGGGGAUUUGUCCUCUUCGGUGUGACAGCAUUGAUAUCGAGUGCUACGUGAUUGAUAAUAAUGGCUUUGUCCUAAUUUCUAAGCAACGCAAUGAUGCGGGGAGGUUCUUUGGCGAGAUCGAUGGAUCAGUGAUGACCACAUUGAUCAGGAUGGGCAUGUUCAAAAGGGUGUCUUUGUUUGACUACCAGGCCAUGUGUAAGAUGAGCUCGCACUCAGUCAGCAGCGCCCGGCCUCUUCUCAGUCCGUUCUAUGGUUUGGCUUCAGCCCUCAAGUGGUUCCUCUCCAACUUCCUACUGUUUCUCCUGGAGUUUAAUAUCUGUGGCUUAUGGCACACGGAGCCUUUCGCUGAUGCCAAGCCAUCUUUCACCAGCUCCUCUCAUAAGAAAAAAGGGGACAUCCUGCAGCCAUGUGACACAGAGUACCCCAGCUUCGUCUACGAGCCGUCAGUCAAAGAGACCAACAGCAUUAUUAAAUGUGGACGCUGCCAGAAGAUGUUUGUAGUGCAGCAGAUACCAAACAGCAACCUGCUGAUGCUGGUGGUACAGGCGGACUGUGACUGCUCCAGACAGCAUCCACCGAUCAACAUGAACCCCAAAGAAGUCAGAUAUAACGCCUCAGUAAAGUGUGACAGGAUGAGGUCGCAGAAGAUUCGCAGACGCCCAGAGUCCUGCCACGCUUAUCACCCUCAGGAGAACGCCAAUGACUGCGGAGGAGCGUCUGUUAUAUCUCUCUCGGCCUCUCUCUUCCUCUUCUGUCUCUCCUUCUCUGCACUCGUCUCCUGA